UACUUUAUUGAUCGCCACACUGAUCUGGAGAGGCAGUUCAAUAUUAACGUAGAUGAUGGGAAGAUCACUUUGGCCAAACCGCUGGACCGAGAGACAGAUAUGUGGCACAACAUCACAGUAACAGCCACUGAAAUCAGUAAGUAACAUUUCCAAUAGAAAUUGUUGCACUGUUUGUGGUCUACUACAUAAUUAACUAAACGCAAUUUCCUUUUCAAAUCAAUCCAAUGAUGAAGGACGAGUGUAGACUCAGGGGGAAGACAGCUGCUUGUGAACAUUCAGAUCUGUUUACUAACACAGUUUGAACAACUUCAUUGCUGCCUCCAACAAAGGAGUGACUGGCCUUCAUAAUCCUCUAUAAAAUAGUCUCGCACUUGUAACCUAUCUCAUGUUAAUGGCCGUAGAGUGUGGUACAAAUAAUUAGUGUUUGAAUUCACAGGUGCGGAAAAUAUGUUAAACUGCAGAAUUUUGAUUGAAUUAAAUAGCUCAGUAGUCAAUUUGUGGAAGUGCAAGUACAUUAAGACAUAUCAAAUAAACAGUUGUAAAUACAAACACCAACGGUGUAUGCACCAAUGCCAGCUUCCAUUACAGAUACAGGAACAUCUGUGAUCCAGGAAACUGACUGACUAUACAACAUCUUCGAGGCAGAACUACAAACAACUCAAACCAUAUGUGAACCUUUAUUUGCAUACAGAUUGUUUCAGGGGGACUGUAUGUUGCUAUAAAACUUAAUGUACACCUUGAAGCUAUUGCAUGAGAAAUGUACAAUACUUGUAACUUUCUCUCCCUUUCUUAAUCAAAGGGAAACACUAAUUGUCACAACAAUAAAAAUACAUUUAAAAAAUGCUUUUUAUAUCAAAGCUAUGCUAUAGAGCAUACAUUCAUGGCAUGUUAUUGUAAAUGCAAUGUGUCUCUGUUGAUAUUCAUGUUAGCUUUGUCAUGUCGGGUGCUACACAUUUCACUGUGCCUUUCAUGGCCUCCCGAGUGGCGCAGUGGUCUAAGGCACUGCAUCGCAGUGCAAGCUGUGCUACUAGAGAUUCUGGUUCGAAUCCAGGCUCUGCUGUAGCCGGCCGCAACCGGGAGACCAAUGGGGCGGCGCACAAUUGGUCCAGGGUAGGGGAGGGAAUGGCAGGCAGGGAGGUAGCUCAGUUGAUAGAGCAUGGCGUUUGCAAUGCCAGGGUUGUGGGUUCGUUUCCCACUGGGGGCCAGUAUGAAAAUAAUAAUGUAUGCACAAACUGUAAGUCGCUCUGGAUAAGAGUGUCUGCUAAAUGACGUAAAUGUAAUGACUUUUGCUAAAGUGACUGUGACUCAAGACAGCAGCAUCACUGAACACACUUAAUAGAAAUUUACCAAAAUAAAUAUGUCUGUUUACUAUUCUUUGUGGAUUGGAGCCAAACAGGAAGAGGAAGAAUUGUGUUCCCAGUCCAAUUCCAUUGCCAUUUGCCACCCAAAGGGUGUACUGUUCUGCUGCUUGCACCAGUUGACAUCUGACUAAUCAGAUUGCAAUGCUUGCUGCGGUGGAGUGAAAGUCACUUCAACAGAGCACAAGGAAAAUGUGGACACUUCUCUUUUUCCCACUCUGUCCAUCUAUCACCUUCUAGCAAACUGUCUAUUUUAGUUUCUCUCUGUUUCCUACUCUUUCUCUCCUCUCUUAUGCUCACCUCUGGGUAUUUUGUCCUGAAGCAUUCUUAAGUGUAAAAUCCUCCACUUGCUGCAGUGUUAUGUGAGUGAGCUAAGGGGUGCUUAUAUCACAACCUUAUAUCACAACCAUAUAUCAAAACCAUUUUCAGUUUUUCUGUUUUCUAUGUGACAACAUGGAUCAUGUACAUCAUUGUUUUGAAUGUUAGCUAUCUGUAUGGUCUCAAAAACAUACAAACAGAGGAAAGGUGGUCAACAUCCAUUUGCUCUAUGGACCAAAUUAAUAGAUACAAGUUAGUGGUUGCAACACUUCUUAAAUACAAUUAUUUACCUCAAAAGGGACUGUCAAUUACGUGCGAUGAAUAAUCACAAUAAAAAUGGAAUCUAAUUAAAUUGCCCUUUAUUAUCUUUUUAGACUUCUGCUACCGUUGAUUCAUUAAUAUGAAUUUUUUAACCUUCAUGCAUAAAACAUGAGCGUGUUCAGGGGAUUUCAAAAGCACUUUGAAUGUGAUUUUUUUUCCUCACCAAUCCUGUUUUGCAUUCUUGAUAUCAGCUAAAACUCAGAUUGAUGUGGCUUCUCAUCUGUCUUUCUAUCAGACUAGGGAAUUAAAGAAAAUAACAGAAGAAAAAAAAAUCUGGGUCAUGGAAUUUACCUGGGAUUUAAUUUCCCGCUGUACAGUAUCCAAUGUUAUUGUAUUCAUUGUCUGUUUUUUGGUUUUGUUUAUCAGGAAACCACAGCCAGAUAUCACGGGCUAUCGUGGCCAUCCGAGUGCUGGACAUCAAUGACAACGCCCCAGAGUUUGCGACGGAAUACGAGGCUUUCCUCUGUGAAAAUGGCAAACCUGGCCAGGUAGGGGGCAUUCAUCAAGGCUGCCAUUGUCGUCUUCCCCUGUAUCUCCUCAGUAAUGAUCAGCCAUGGUGAAUUAUAGCCUAUUUAUUUCACUGGGAAAGUACAGAGGCAGGAGUGUGGCCUUUCUCUGAGACACUCCUCCCCUGACACAACACACAGAGACUGAGGGACAAUGAAAGCAGUCGGAAUUGAUCAGAGUGAAUCAUAAUUCAGAGUUGUCUUUCAUGUCCUCCUCCAGAUGACACAAUGGAUCUCUAGCCAAAAUUCUGGACAAAUGCUUUGCAUUUUCCUUCACAUCAAUCCUAUUCAUUCAGACGACUACAGUAAUAAAUAAAAAAAGACCAAUGACCAAGAUAGCUGAAUUCUCAUUUCUAAUCAGUCACAGACAUACAGCUUGAUAAGAACUAUGAUAGCAGAUAAAUAGAUGUACCCAGAAACCAAAAGUGUGCCAGAUGAGACAGCACCACAUUGAUAACAAUCUCAAAUUCCUGGAAUGAAUGGAGGAUAUUUUUCAUUUUCUCUGAGCCAAUGUCACGGUCAGGCUUUUUGUGAUGGCAAAAACAAAGUAAUGGAUGACCUAUCUCUCUAAUGGCAUUGGGCUCCUCUCUUUCUGUCUGUUUUUCCACAGGUGAUACAGACGGUCAGUGCUGUCGACAAGGAUGACCCAAUACAGGGACACUACUUUGAAUACCGCCUCAUCCCAGAGAUGUUAAACAAUCCUAAUUUCACCAUAAAAAACAAUGGAGGUAAGGACAGAACAUGAGAGAGAGAAUGACAAAACAUGUCUUCUAUCCUGCAACCUAUUAGUCCAAUCGAAUAUAUCAAAGUCAAAUAUAUUAUAAUAUAUUAGCAUAUUAACAUAUUAGUCAAAGAUUAAAUCUGGUUGGAUUACCGUACCCAGUAGUUAGCAGAUGCCUAAUAGCCUGGUCAUCAGCUACUCUUUACUCCCCAGUGCAUUUUAAAGGAAAGUAUAUUAGUUGAAUCCAAAUUGUCUGUCACGAUCGUUAUAAGAAGUGACGGACCAAGGCGCAGCGUGAUAAGCGUACAUUAUUUUAAUGAGUACACAUACGAACAAAACAAUAAACGGUACGUGAAGUCCUAGGGUUAACCACAAACCUUACGGAUCAAGAUCCCACAAUACAAAAGUGCCAACAGGCUGCCUAAGUAUGGUUCCCAAUCAGAGACAACGAGAAUCAGCUGCCUCUGAUUGGGAACCACCCUGGCCAACAUAGAAAUACAACGAUCUAGAACAGAAACCUUGAAAACUACAACAUAGAAACUAACACCCUGGCUCAACAUAAAAUAGUCCCCAGAGCCAGGGCGUGACAUUGUCUGCGGGUAGUCUUGCAGCUCAAUGUAGGGUGACUUUCUGAGAGCUGUUGCCGCAUGGCAGAUGGCACUACAUUUGUUUGCUAAAUACGGUGAUUGGUUUAGCUGGCUUUCUGGUCUCCUUUCUCCCCAUCCCCUGCUCUUUUCCAUUACUCUCACUGAAGAGCCCACUCUCAUCCUGAUGUUGUUGCGUAAUGUUUUCAAAGAGCUUGGGGCGAAGAAUCUUCAUCUGGUUCUGUCCGUCUGUUUUGAUGCGAAGCCUGCAGGCAAGAGGAACUGCUGUGUCUAGUUGUUAGUAAAAGGAAAAUAUAAAAUCUGGACAUUAAAUGGAAACCUGCCACCAUGGAAACAGGUGUAUUAAGAGAAAAAUCUGAUAAGUUGCUGAAUCUAGAGGAAUUUGUAAAGAAGAAACCACAGGCAACAUUGAAGCAAUAUUUUCACAUGUAGAUAUCAUUAAGAUAUUCAUUCAACUGCCCAGAGACUAAUACAAAUAUAACCUUAUCACUAACAGUAGAGACAGGUUUUUACAUUUUGAUGUUCACAUUUUCUCAGCAAAAAUUGGAUUGUGAUAAAUGUAAUACUGCUGUAUUGAUAGGAACUAGCAUUUUACCAGACAGUCUUAUCCAAAGCGACUUACAGUAGUGAGUGCAUACAUUUGUAUAUUUUUUGUACUGGUCUCCUGUGGGAAUCGAACCCACAACCCUGGCGUUGCAAGUGCCAUGCUCUACCAACAGAGACAGACACUGAUUGUACAAAACAUGACAUUGACUGACCAGGUGAAUCCAGGUGAAAGCUAUGGUCCCUUAUUGAUGUCACCUGUUAAAUCCACUUCAAUCAGUGUAGAUGAAGGGGAGGAGACAGGUUAAGAAGGAUUUAUUUUUUAAAGCCUUGAGACAAUUGAGACAUGGAUGGUGUAUGUGUGCCAUUCAGAGGGUGAAUGGGCAAGACAAAAGAUUGAAGUGCCUUUGAAAGGGGGGUAUGGUAGUAGGUACCAGGUGCACUGGUUUGAGUGUGUCAAGAACUGCUGCGCUGCUGGGUAUUUCAUGCUCAACAGUUUCCCAUGUGUACCAUGAAUGGCCCACCACCCAAAGGACAUCCAGCCAACUUGACACGACUGUGGGAAGCAUUGGAGUCAACAUGGGCCAGUAUCCCUGUGGAAGGUUUUUGACACCUUGUAGUCCAUACCCCGAGAAAUUGAGGCUGUUCUGAGGGAAAAAGGGGGUGCUCUUCAUGUUUUGUACACUCAGUGUAUACUGACGUACUGUAUACUGGAUUUUUUAAAUUUAUUUUUAUGAUGGAGACACUUUUGGGAUGAAGUUGCUACAAUGUGAUGGACAACAUGUUUCCUUUAGGCUUUAUUGCUAAUGUUUCACGUCUCUCUGCCACACAUGCUCAGAGAGAGGGUAGACAAUUGAACUGCCCUAAUGGAAAAAGCACAUUAUUUUCACAUGUGAACACGUGAAGUGUUCCAAAAACACGUUUUCAUGUGAUUACAUGUCAUCUCAUGUGAAGUUAAUGUGAUAACAUGUGACAACAUGUAAAGCAACAUGUGAUAACAUCAAACUACAAAUGUUGAAACGUGAUCACAUGUAAAAUGUGUUCCAAAAACACGUUUUCACAUUAUUUCAAAUGUGAAAUUUCAUGUGAAAUCAUGUGAUUUCCCACAUGUGAAAUCAUGUGGCUUUUCUGUAAGGGUGAGACUAUCAUAAACAUGUUUUCUGUUACACCAGCUUGAGUAGACUCUUACAGGAAUAAGAGUGUUUGACAAUAUGUGGGUGAGUGGAUAUGCUUAGCUGGAUAAUGAACACAGAGCUCACAGAAGUGUCAUCAAAGAGCCCCUGGCACCUCUCUGAGUUGCCUUGUACCAUCUUCUAAGUCAGUGUCGCACUCACGUCUCUUCAUUUCCCCAUCUUAGUAAGGGUAUGACAAAAUAGGGUUCAAUCUCUUACAGAGUUCUGCUAUUGGAAUAUGGUGAGGAGGAAGGUGACUGAAAGCAAUCAACAGAAUAUAAAUGUGAGACCACAAACCACUUGGCAGGGCAAUGCAACUGCUGUUUUUCUAGUGUCAUCACCUCACCCUCAUUUGGAAUUGCCCCCCCACAUUUUUUUUUAACUGGAUUGCAAAACAUUUUGGUUUGUCACUCUACAAAUAAACAUGCUCUUACUCAACAGAAGCUUGUUUGCUACAUGUUUUUUUUACAGCUACUUUCUCUCCCCACAGACAACUCCAUCAGUGUUUUAGCCAAGCAUGACACCUUCCGGCGCCAGAAACAGGAGAUGUAUUUCCUGCCCAUAAUUGUGACUGACAAUGGAAGUCCUCCAAUGAGCAGCACUAACACGUUGACCAUCCGGGUGUGCGGAUGCAGCAGGGAGGGAAUAGUCCAGUCAUGCAACGUGGAGGCCUACGUCCUACCCAUUGGCCUCAGCAUGGGAGCUUUGAUUGCCAUUCUGGCCUGCAUAAUACUACUUUUAGGUAAGAUAAUACUGAUAUUUAAUGCAAUUUGAUUACAUCGGAAAAAUACAGACAUGUAACAUUGGUAAACUUCUACAAACAUUGUCUUUGUGAGCACAUGACUUUGACAUGUCCUCUUGUUCGGCAGUUAUAGUGGUGCUGUUUGUGACGCUGAGAAGACACAAGAACAAGCCACUUAUCAUCAAAGAUGACGAAGAUGUGAGGGAGAACAUAAUCCGCUAUGACGAUGAGGGGGGUGGAGAAGAAGACACUGAGGCCUUCGACAUUGCCACACUGCAGAACCCUGAUGGUAUCAAUGGCUACCUGCCCCGCAAGGAUAUCAAGCCAGACCUGCAGUUCAUGCCAAGGCAGAGUGGUGGGCCUAACGGUGUGGACGUGGAUGAGUUCAUCAACGUCAGACUCCACGAGGCGGACAACGACCCCACAGCCCCUCCCUACGACUCCAUUCAGAUCUAUGGCUAUGAGGGCCGGGGCUCAAUUGCUGGGUCUCUGAGCUCCCUCGAGACUGCGUCCUCAGACUCAGACCAGAACUAUGACUACCUCAGAGAGUGGGGUCCGCGUUUCAGAAGACUUGGGGAGCUCUACUCAGUGGGUGAAAGUGAUAAGGAGACU
Messenger RNA from Coregonus sp. 'balchen', 6898 nucleotides. The record is from the annotation of a GenBank genome assembly. NCBI's taxonomy places the organism in Eukaryota, Metazoa, Chordata, Actinopteri, Salmoniformes, Salmonidae.